AUGGAUGGAGUAAAGCCAGUUAGUACACCACUUGGUUCAAAUGUGAAGAUUCAAAAAGAUGGUACUACAAGUUUCACAGAUGCCACUUUAUAUCGCAGUGUAGUGGGUGCACUGCAAUAUUUGCAUCUGACGCGGCCAGAUAUUUCUAUAGUUCUAAACAAAGUGUGCCAAUAUAUGCAUGAUCCAUUUGUUGAACAUUGGGAGCUUGUCAAACGCAUCCUUCGAUAUCUGAAAGGUACUGUGGAUUAUGGGUUGCAUCUAUACCCAAAGCAGGAUUAUUCUCUUCAUGCAUACUGUGAUGCAGAUUGGGCAGGCAGCUUGGAUGAUCGAAGAUCCACUAGUGGAUACUGUAUAUACUUUGGUGGCAACUUAAUUUACUGGAGCGCUCGAAAACAAAAGACAGUGUCCAAGUUUAGUACAGAGGCAGAAUACCGUGGAGUUGCAAUUGCAACAUCUGAAAUUAUUUGGAUUCAAUCUUUGCUAGUGUAG
Molecule: messenger RNA, 489 nt
Organism: Papaver somniferum (opium poppy)
Lineage: Eukaryota; Viridiplantae; Streptophyta; Magnoliopsida; Ranunculales; Papaveraceae
Exons: 1
Coding region: 1-489 (162 amino acids)
Source: RefSeq, a predicted model, not a curated record